This is a messenger RNA of Fusarium sp. VM40, 261 nucleotides long. Lineage: Eukaryota; Fungi; Ascomycota; Sordariomycetes; Hypocreales; Nectriaceae. The record is from the annotation of a GenBank genome assembly.
AUGCCUCUCGUUCCAAGCACCUCGUCGCUGCCCAGCAGUAUGACCACCUUUGCUUACUUGCGUGAGCAAAAAAUCCUCAACAUCGUCUAUAUCGGCCUCCUCGUUGUCGAAGUUCUCAUGGUCCUGGGCGUUAUCACCACCGCCCUUAUCAAGCGAGUUAAAGGCCACCACCAACGCAAAUCGAUUCCAUCACCUCUUCCAUCCCCGACAUACGCCCCAUACCACUUUGCGCAUGCCGAUUCGGAAAAGACCAUGUUAUGA